Molecule: messenger RNA, 599 nt
Organism: Frankliniella occidentalis (western flower thrips)
Lineage: Eukaryota; Metazoa; Arthropoda; Insecta; Thysanoptera; Thripidae
Product: neural-cadherin-like
Exons: 4
Coding region: 57-599 (180 amino acids)
Biological process (GO): homophilic cell-cell adhesion
Cellular component (GO): plasma membrane
Molecular function (GO): calcium ion binding
Source: RefSeq, a predicted model, not a curated record
GCAUUCGAUACGAGAUCACGAGCGGUAACAUAGGCGGCGCUUUCGCCGUGAAGAACAUGACGGGCGCCAUCUACGUGGCGGGCGCUCUGGACUACGAGACGCGCAAGCGGUACGAGCUCAGGCUCACCGCCUCGGACAACCUGCGCGAGAACUACACGACGGUCGUGAUCCACGUGAAAGACGUGAACGACAACCCGCCCGUGUUCGAGCGGCCCACCUAUCAGAGUCAGAUCACGGAGGAGGAUGACCGCGCUCUGCCCAAGCAGAUCCUCAAGGUGACGGCGACCGACGGCGACCAGGACAGGCCGCAGAACAUCGUCUACUUCCUUACGGGUCAGGGGAUCGAUCCGGACAACCCGGCCAACUCCAAGUUCGACAUCAACAAGACGACCGGCGACAUCUACGUCCUCAAGGUGAGUCAAUCGGGGAGCGUCGCAGGUCAAUCCCCACGCCACGCCCGGCCCCGCCACGCCACGCCCCACCGCCUGCGGAGAGUCUGCACGGGGGUCGCUAUGCGUGCCAAACAUUUGGUCGUAAUUUUUCAAGAAGGCCAACUCUUUGACCGAUCAGAAGUCUGCAUACCUUGCGAUUCUUUCUGA